UAUACCAUUGUAUACGCAUAUGGAGAGGGCCUUUGAGCCACAAGUCUUUGGCACCACUAAACACAUUAUACUCGAGGGAUUUCAAGGUGGUGAUCUGGCACCGGUGUUUGUGCUCAAGCCGGAGCCCCUGGUAGUUGCCGAGGGUGAAUCUGCCAAGUUUUGUUGCCGGCUGGUCGGCAGUCCUCGUCCAUUGGUCAAGUGGUUCAUCAAUGGUAACCAAGUGGUCAAUGGCUCGAAGUAUAAGAUCCGUAACGACGGUAUCCAUCAGUUGGAAAUACCCAAAACGGGCGAAUGGGAUAAGGGAGAGGUAGAGGUGUGCGCCAGAAAUGCGCAUGGUGAAACUAAAUACAGUACUACAUUGGAUGUCCGGCAACGCAAUGAUGACUACAGGUCUUUGUUGAAGAAUUCACCA
Molecule: messenger RNA, 412 nt
Organism: Medioppia subpectinata
Lineage: Eukaryota; Metazoa; Arthropoda; Arachnida; Sarcoptiformes; Oppiidae
Source: the annotation of a GenBank genome assembly